Messenger RNA from Anastrepha ludens (Mexican fruit fly), 1327 nucleotides. RefSeq lists its product as uncharacterized. The record is from RefSeq and is a predicted model, not a curated record. Gene Ontology annotation, biological process: DNA integration. The transcript has 3 exons. Gene Ontology annotation, molecular function: nucleic acid binding. NCBI's taxonomy places the organism in Eukaryota, Metazoa, Arthropoda, Insecta, Diptera, Tephritidae. The coding region runs from base 128 to 874 and encodes 248 amino acids.
CACCGUUACAUAGGACAUGACCUGCAACUGUGUGGCCUGCCAAAGGGAAGUUGAAGCUGGAAACAAACCAGUCCACGAUAAACAGUUCACCAACUGUUCACUACCAAUAUCCACCGUUACAUAGGACAUGACCUGCAACUGUGUGGCCUGCCAAAGGGAAGUUGAAGCUGGAAACAAACCAGUCCACGAUAAACAGGUUCAUUGGGCGCCGAGGGAUGCAGCCAAAAAUAUACUGCGACAACGCGACGAACUUUGUGGGAGCAGAGAGGGAGCUGAGGGAGCUCCGGGAAGCCUUUCUGGCACAGAAAGAGGAGAUUCUCCAAUACGCCGCCGACGAAGGAUUCAUCUUCGCCUUUAUACCUCCGAGGGUACCCCACUUCGGCGGCCUGUGGGAAGCAGCAGUGAAGUCGGCCAAACAUCUGCUGGUGCGCGCCGUAGGCAACGCGCUGUUAACCGCCGAAGAAACCGCAACGCUUCUCGUCAAAGUAGAAGUGGUACUGAACUCCCGACCGCUCGCACCACUCAGCAACGACCCCAACGACGGCGAGGCGCUAACGCCGGCGCAUCUAAUAAUCGGUUGCCCCUUGCGAGCUUUGCCACCGGAGAAGGUACCCGUCAACCUCAGCCGCUGCUUAGAGAUAUGGCAGCUUGUUUGCUCUCUCAAGCAACAAUUUUGGCGCGCGUGGUCGAAGAGCAACCUUCUGGAGCUUCAGCAGCGCAACAAAUGGGUGCACCCGCAGCCCAACGUCCAACUAGGCCAACUCGUCGUCGUCCACGAAGACAACGUACCACCGCAGCAUUGGGUGCUCGGUCGAGUAACCGCAACCAUUCCCGGAGCGGACGGCAAAAUUCGGGUCGCAGACAUUGCUACUAAGUCGGGUGAAGUACGACGCCCUAUCCACAAACUCGCCGUGCUGCCGGUGGAAAACAAGAAUUGAAGGCUAUUGGAUUCCUUCAAGGUGGCCGGUGUUAAGCCAGAUUCUGGCAAAAUAUUCUAAUAGAAUAAUGUAACGUAAAUUAGAAUAGAAUAAAUUAAUUAAUAUUGAAUUUAAAUAAUGAAAAUGUAUUAAAGCUUAAUAUUAAGUUAUUUUAUAUUUUUUAUUUAUAAGUAUAUAGUACACUUUACUGUUUUUCGCUGUCGCUAUUUCUUUACCUGUUUCUAUUUACUUCCGAGCAUUGACUCUAUUCCUACAGCUAUACUUUCCGUUCUUCCUAUUUCUAUUUACUUAACUGCAUACUCUCUCUAACUCUCCACAUACUGUUCUUCCAUUUCCGCUAUUUCUUGUAUCUUAGUUUUAGGCCUAAUAUAAGGACAGUACAUGGAAAA